AUGGGCUCUGUACAAAGCGAGAGGAAACUCUCUCUUACGCGGUGGUAUAUAGACUCGCGCCAAUUGACAGCGACAAAUCCAUCCCUCCCAUUGUUGGAGACCCUCCAACCAUCGGACCAAGAGACAGUCAAGAAGUUCUACCACCUCAGGGACAGACACAUGUCCCUCGCCUCAAACCUGCUGAAAUACCUCUUCAUCCACCGCUCCUGCCGCAUCCCCUGGAACAAGAUCAGCAUCAGUCGCACACCAGAUCCUCACCGCCGACCAUGCUUCAUCCCCUCUCCCGCCCUAACGGAGGCCACCGACGAGCCCAUCCCCAGCAUCGAAUUCAACGUCAGCCACCAAGCAUCUCUCGUAGCCCUCGCAGGCACAAUCAUCCCACCGUCCCAUGGCGCAAGCACAACCCCCACUACGGUAUUCGCCAACCCCAGCCCAUCCUCGGUCCCAGCUCCCUCCGUCCCACAGGUAGGCAUAGACAUCACCUGCGUGAACGAGCGCCGCGCACGCACAAGCUCCGCCCCAUCAACCCGCAACCAACUAGCCGAAUACGUCGACAUCUUCGCGGAAGUCUUCUCCAGUCGCGAGCUGGACACAAUCAAGAACCUGGGCGGGAGAUUCCCGGCUGACGCACAGGACGGCGAAGCGGUGGAGUACGGCCUCCGCUUGUUCUACACGUACUGGGCUCUCAAGGAGGCGUAUAUCAAGAUGACUGGUGAGGCGCUUCUUGCGCCGUGGCUGCGGGAGCUGGAGUUUACGGAUGUUAUUGUGCCUGAGCCUGCUCCUGCGCCGGGGCAGGGCUCGGCGGGGGAUUGGGGCGAGCCGUACACUGGUAUCAAGACCUGGUUGUAUGGGAAAAGAGUGGAGGAUGUGCGGAUUGAGGUAGUCGCGUUUGAGAAGGGGUAUAUAUUUGCGACGGCGGCGCGGGGGGCCGGAUUGGGGGCCGAGAAUCGGCCAUUGCCCGGGGAUGCGGGCGUCGCUGUCUCGGUAGAUCCCUGGAUGCAUAUGGAGAAGAUCGAUAUCGACAGGGAUAUUGCACCUUGUGCGACGGGUGUCUGUCAGUGUACAAAGAAAUAG
Molecule: messenger RNA, 1074 nt
Organism: Aspergillus fischeri NRRL 181
Lineage: Eukaryota; Fungi; Ascomycota; Eurotiomycetes; Eurotiales; Aspergillaceae
Product: 4'-phosphopantetheinyl transferase family protein
Exons: 1
Coding region: 1-1074 (357 amino acids)
Cellular component (GO): cytosol
Molecular function (GO): magnesium ion binding; holo-[acyl-carrier-protein] synthase activity
Source: RefSeq, a predicted model, not a curated record